This is a messenger RNA of Acromyrmex echinatior (Panamanian leafcutter ant), 663 nucleotides long. RefSeq lists its product as uncharacterized. Lineage: Eukaryota; Metazoa; Arthropoda; Insecta; Hymenoptera; Formicidae. The record is from RefSeq and is a predicted model, not a curated record.
AUGGAUAUGGUAAGAGAAAGUGAUGUCUUCUCUCGUCAUUCAAGUGACUUCCUUCUUUACUCAUCAGGUUAUUUCGACGAGAAAUUCUACGUGCUUGAGUGGAUCACCUACCUGAAGCGACUCUCGUUAAUCGCGUUAAUGUUGUGUGGUGUCGUUUUGUAUUACGUGCCCAAGUCACGUUCAUAUGCUCGAAGAACAUGUUGCAUCUUGAUAGAUACUGUUGCAAAUGGAUUAAAGUUUGCCUUAAAUAUAGAUGAAAUUAAAUAUGAAAAGAUAAAAGCGAGAUAUGAAAAUGAAACUAAAGAACUAAGAAUACAAGAACUAUACAGAAAAGUAUACGAAGAAGAUAUAAGAAAUAGUCAAAAAUACAUUAACAAAACAAACUUGGAUAACGAUAAUCAUAAAUCAAUAAGAAAACACAAAAGUAAGAAAUUCCGCGCAAGGCACACUAUCGGUGGAAAACAUGAACGUCAUCGACAUAAUCGUCAUAAUCAAAAUGCGAUCAAUAAUAUGUUGCCGGAAUCCAAUGCAAUGAUAACCGAGUAUGUAUAUAUGUCAUAUGAAAUAGGAUUAUCAACUUACAUAAUUACAUCACUGUCAGACUAUUGAUGAAAUGGAACUUAAUACAUCGAAAAUUACAUAUUUUCGAUAAGGAAGACACAU